Hemicordylus capensis (graceful crag lizard) is the source of this 4832-nucleotide messenger RNA. It is a transcript of the gene SERAC1, whose product is annotated as serine active site containing 1. The transcript is spliced from 17 exons. The record is from RefSeq and is a predicted model, not a curated record. The coding region runs from base 219 to 2204 and encodes 661 amino acids. NCBI's taxonomy places the organism in Eukaryota, Metazoa, Chordata, Lepidosauria, Squamata, Cordylidae.
ACUGGCCAGUCCUGACCUGCGAACGGUGGUGAAGGCAGGGAAGGGCAAGCCAAGCCAAGCAUGUGGGAAAGGAAAUUGUUGUGUUACGUGGACAGUCAUCUGUCUCUCUUGCACAUAGAGCAGUUACGGGCCUGAUUGAUUCCCUGUACAGCCUGGUAUACGUAAAGCAGGGGUGAUUCUGGUCCGUCAGAAGCUGCAAUCCUCUGCACGUAUAGAGCAUGAGACCCACUGAAAUAUCACUGGCUGCUUAUUGUGGGAGUUGCUGUAGAAAGAUGGGAACUUUUGGCUUAUCCCGGAAACCUGACCAGUCAUGGAAAGAUAUCAGGAAAAUUGCAAAGUUAACUGGCUCAAUUAUUCUAGGGGGUUGUCUCUUUGCUACAUAUGAACUACUGACUUUAAAGAAGUUACUUUCUUUUGACACCCAAGUGGUACAGCAAGAAAAAUUAAAGUCCUACAUUUAUUUGCAAACAGUUUCUUUAGAUCCAAGUGAAUAUCAAGGAAUUACUUAUCAAGUGAGAAAGGAACUUCAUAGAGCAGCAAGAAAAAUACUAGAAACAAAUGCUAAAAUUUUCCGAAGACCAUUUGAUGACCGUUUCAGUUCCUUCGAUGCAGAAGAACAUGAGUCUGCCUUGUGGCUCCUUCUGAAAAGAAGCCAGUCGAAAGAUAAGAUGGUCCGAAUACAAGCUGUACAGGAACUGGCCUCCAAUCGUUACUGGCGCGAUUACCAAUAUAGGACAGCUGCUCAAACCAGCGAUCAGAGAACUACUAUUGGUUUAGCUCGAAGUAAAGAUGUUGACCUGCGAUUUUUCCUGCCACCCCAUCUUGCACCCAAACCAAAGGAUGGAUGUUGUUUGGAAGAGGAACUUCGACUGCUGCUGGCAGCUUUACCUCAGACAGGUCUUGACCAAUCUGUACAGUAUUUCACAUCUUUGGCUUUAAGAGAAAGCAGUCAGACCAUCGCUGCACAAAAGGGAGGCUUAUGGUGUUUUGGUGGAAAUGGGCUUCCUUAUUGUGAAAGUCUCAGCAUUGUCCCUGCAAAGACUGUAGAACUCUUCUCUUUGCAAGCUUUAGUGGAACAUUCCAAGGUUCCUAAUCAUAGUGACCAAAUUGAAUCCCAUGGAGGGCUUCAACUACUACAGAAAUUAUAUCAGCUUCGUAAAGACUCUGCAAAAAUACAAAGGAGCAUCAUUCAUAUAAUUGGGAACAUGGCACUGGAUGAACGGCUUCACUCCUCUAUAUCACGCGCAGGCUGGGUUUCUGUACUAGCUGAAAUGAUGAAGUCGCCGCGUGUCAUGGAAUCCUCCCAUGCAGCAAGAGCCUUGGCCAAUCUAGAUAGGGAAACAGUGCCGGAGAAGUAUCCUGAUGGAGUAUAUCUCUUACACCCCCAACAUCGAACCAAUCAGCCCAUUAAAGCCGAUGUCCUUUUCGUUCAUGGCCUUUUGGGAGCAGCAUUUAAAACAUGGCGGCAACAGGAUAUUGAGCAGUCUGCAGCUGAAAAGGAAGUAGAUGCAGAAGAAGAUUACAGUGAAUGUUGGCCAAAGACAUGGUUAGCGUCCGACUGCCCUGUGCUUAGAAUUAUAUCUGUGGAAUAUGACACCCAUCUGAGUGACUGGAAGACAAAAUGUCCUGUGGAGAGCUACAGGGAGUCAAUUGCCUACAGGAGUACUGAGCUUCUCAAGAAACUAAAAGCUGCUGGUGUUGGAGACAGACCUCUCAUAUGGCUGUCACACAGCAUGGGAGGUCUUUUAGUUAAAAAGAUGCUGCUAGAUGCUUCCAAGGACCCUGAAAUGGACUCCAUUGUAAACAACACCCGAGGAAUAGUCUUCUACAGUGUCCCUCAUCAUGGCUCACGAUUGGCUGAAUACUCAGUAAACGUUAGAUUUCUGUUCUUUCCUUCUGUGGAAGUGAAGGAACUCAGCAAAGAUUCUCCAGCCCUUAAAGCACUGAAUGACGACUUCGUCUCAUUUGCUAAGGACAAGAACUUUCCUGUUUUGAGUUUUGCAGAAACACUGCCAACGCAAGUUGGUAGAAUGUUGAGAAUCCAUAUUGUACCUGUGGAAUCUGCAGAUUUAGGCAUUGGAGAACUCAUUCCAGUAGAAGUUAGCCACCUGAAUAUUUGCAAACCAAAAAACAAGGACUCUUUCCUCUACCAGCAUACCCUGAAGUUUAUUCAAGAUACUUUAGCAAAAGAUCUGGGGAACUGAAGAACAGCUCCUGAUGCAAUUCCAGCAAACUUGUGUUGAAACUGCUGGGCUUACAGGGGUGCUAAGGCACAUCAAGUGGUGUUGCUGGCAGAUUUUUGCAAUAUACUUAAGAGAGGAAACUUCAUAAAGCACAGUACAUAGAUUUCAUAUGCCAAUGCCACGAUACCUUUGUUUUCCUUAAUGGUUUUGUUUACGCUUGCCUGCAAAUGUAGCACAGGAAAGUUAUCAUCCAAAACCUAGCAAAUAUCUUUUUUACCCCAGGAGUCUUUUUUUCCUAUUUGGAUGCCACUGUGCCCAAGAACACUCACGCUGCACUCAGUCUAUAACAAAAUCUUGGCCAGCCCCAUGCAUUGGUGGGGAGAGUGGAUAUUAGAUAAGCACAGGCUGGAACUUCAUGCAAGGGAGUGCUGUAGGGAUCAAAUGCACUGGAAUGAAGCAUCUGGCCUCCCACCGUAGGAGCCAUGGGGUUAUGUCCUUUCACAUUUGAGACCAAAAGUACUACACUAUCUUAUGAUAAGAGCUGCCUUAAAACAAACAGGCAAAUGUGACAAAAGGUCUGAUGCUGUUUCUACAGUGACAAUUGAACCUGCAGGUUCAAACUUUACAAACAAGUGCCUCCACUUGUAGAUUGUGUUGCUGCUUGUGUUCACUAGGAAGUAGGCAAACAGGGUUGUUCUCUAAAGGAUUCUGGUUCAAUGUAUUACUCCCAUGGUGACUGAUUUUCUGCAUUCAUCUUCAGUCAAAAUGUUGAGUGGAGGAAUGAAGCUUUGCUAAUUUAUCCUGCAUGAAAAGACUGCAGAAUAAAAGCAGAGAACCUUCUUAAACCUUUACCAUCAUUGUGAUAGUUUAGAAUAUAGUAGUAGUCACCACCUAAAAUAUUCUGAAUCGCAAGCCUUCAAUUUAAGGCCAAUAUAAACUCAAUAAAAUGGAAGAAAAACAAAUCCACAGUUCAUUUGCCUUUUGCAGCCAAAAUGGGAACUCAACAAUGCUACUAUAAUGAGCUAGUGUACUGCCAUAUACAGCAAAGAUUUGUUUAAUUGUUGGCACUGUCUGAAGCAGGUAAUUCCACUGUGCUCCCAACAUGGGCAAAGCAUGUAAGGUUAGCAACUCUGGUCUGAUUUAUAUUGUAAUAUUUGUGCAAUGAUGAACUAAAUAGUGUUGUAUAUAUCAUUUUCAAAUAAAACCAGAAAAGUCUUAUUGCAGAGAAACCACUGUGAGGUGCAAUUUCAUAGGCUUAAAAGUCAGUUUAUUUGAUUGAUUGUAAAAUAUUGCUUGCUGCCUACUCUAGAGUAAUAUACCUUAAGGCAGUGGUUCCCAACCUGGGUGGGGUCCUCUAUAUGUUGCUGAACUAUACCUUCCAUCAUCCCCAGCUACGUAUGUGCAGUAUAAGAUCUUGAACAUUCUGUGCUAAGCUUGAGUAUCCGUCUGAAGAUAUCUGAUGUAGUUUCAUCUUGGAAAAGGUCCAAUAACUGCACUGCCUAGGAUCCCCAUGUCUGUCAUUUUGGUUAAAAGAAGAGCCUUACUGGAUCAGACCUGAGGGCCAUCUGAGAGGAAGAGUGAGACAGAUAUAACAAGUAAUCAUAGCAUAGCUUUCCGCAUGCCUCCACGAUCAGCACAAGGUGGAGCUGGCAGCUGGGUUGUCAGCCCUAUUGAAAAUGACUAUUCUACUUUCGUCAGUAUAAAGAAGAAUCAGCUACUUUCCUGAGUCAAAUAGUAAUCGAUAUUGGUCCAUCCCUCCCUUCUAUUAUGUAAAAUCUGUAUGAACAAGAUGGCAGAAUAGAGUUUGACCCAGUUCACACAAGAUCUUGGGUUGCUUUUGACUCACAGAAGUCGAUCUCCAUGAGCAUAAUGUAUAAUGGUAGUUAACCAACUGCUGACAAAUAGUGAGUUGUGAUGGCUUAGGGCAACUAUUUUCAGUUAUUGGAGGAGCGCAUCCCUGUGAGCAACAUAACAUCUUGCAGCUCUGGGAAGGAAAACGUAAACUGUUAAUCAGUCCAGCCCUGCUUUGCAUUAAGCUCACGUGUUUCAUGAAGACCAGUAUCCUUGGGGAAGAGUUGUACUGGAGCCUCCUCUUUGAAAGAAGUUGAUUGGCCAAAGGAGCUAAGCAAGAUAAACUGUAAUCACUCCUCUGCUUGCUUCUUAGCCCUUCUGGCAGUCCUGCUAAAAUUCUUGAAAGGCUAGUUCACACAUCUGAAGCAUCUGAUCUUUCCUUGCUUGAUUACUCAAUACUUGGUGACCUAUAGUUGCACAUGUAAAUUAUUUAUUUAUUUAAAACAUUUAUAUACCACCCAAAACGUAAGUCUCUGGGCAAAACAAUAAAAACAGAGAAAAAUAUUAAAACAUCACAACAAUUAAAAUUUAAAAUGUUAACACUAUUAAAAACAAUUAAAACCUCAAAUUGUUGCAUGAGAACUAUUGUGCGGAAUAUUUUAUAUCAAAUGUGUGAAGAUUUGUGUGGCUAAGUUGACAUCAUGUAAUUAAUUUGUGAUAGGGCAUUCACACAUGAGUCACUUGAUGCUACAGAUUUUGACUAAGAAACAUACAUUAGCAAACUGGUCCUAAGCCAAGAUAGUUUACAAGGUGCCUGGAUGAGAAAUGGCACGAAAAACAGUAUAUAAGCACCAUCAC